Messenger RNA from Acanthosepion pharaonis, 744 nucleotides. NCBI's taxonomy places the organism in Eukaryota, Metazoa, Mollusca, Cephalopoda, Sepiida, Sepiidae. The record is from the annotation of a GenBank genome assembly.
AUGUUUCACUCUCUCUUUCCUUUAUAUCAUGUUUCACUCUCUCUUUCCUUUAUAUCAUGUUUCCCUCUCUCUUUCAUGUUUCCCUCUCUCUUUCAUGUUUCCCUCUCUCUUUCAUAUUUUCAUGUUUCACUCUCUCUCUCUCUCAUACUUUCAUGUUUCACUCUCUUUCUUUCAUACUUUCAUGUUUCAUUCUCUCUUUCUCUCUCUCUCUUUCAUACUUUCAUGUUUCAUUCUCUCUUUCUCUCUCUCUCUUUCAUACUUUCAUGUCUCACUUGUCCUUUUUGUCUUUUUUCUUUUGGUCUAUUCAUCCCAACUUCUCUCACUCUGUCAAUCUCUCUCUUUUUCUGGUCUGUCCAUCCUUCUUUCUCUCUCUCUCUCUCUCUUUUGGUCUGUCAGUUUUUGCUUUUUCUCUCUCUCUUUCACUCUUUCCUUUUCUCAUUCUCCCUCACUCUAUCUGUCACUCUUUAUCAGUCAGCCCCCACCGCUCUAUUUCUUGAUCAUUUCCACUUCCUUUUUUUUUUUUAUCCAUAUCUCUCCAUUUCAUCCUGUGUGUCUGCAUCUUUUAAACUCUCUCUCUCUCUCUCUCAUUUGGUCUGUCUGUCUCUUUCUUUCACAAUUUUUAGUCUGUCUCUCUCACUUUUUGGUUUGUGUCUGUAUCUCUCUCUUGGUCUGUCUCUCUCUCUAUCGCCCUCAUUUUCACUUUGUCUAUCUCACUAUUCUCCUCACUCUCUUUCAUUGUCUUAG